This is a messenger RNA of Aspergillus candidus, 766 nucleotides long. RefSeq names its product CUE domain-containing protein. Gene Ontology annotation, molecular function: ubiquitin binding. The transcript has 2 exons. The record is from RefSeq and is a predicted model, not a curated record. Bases 163 to 726 code for a protein of 187 amino acids. Lineage: Eukaryota; Fungi; Ascomycota; Eurotiomycetes; Eurotiales; Aspergillaceae.
UAUUCCAGACAGCCUCGCCUCUGACCUGUCUCCUACCGAUCUGCGCCCCCCUGAUCGUUGACACCGCCUGAAUCCAGCAUCCUUUGCCUCUCUCCAUCACUGUAUACGCUCUCCACGUAACCCGUUGGCCACACCUCCCGAGUCACCACCACAAGCGCAACCAUGAUGCCCGACGAAGAACCCUCACUCAACAUCCCCUCGCUACUCACCCUUGCGGUCGUCUCGUUCUUCGUCAUCCGGUGGUUCCUUAACCGGGAUGAGCCGGGCGCUGGAGGGAGUCGCUCUCGCGGGAACGGGGUCGAUCCGGCUCAGGUGGCGCAAAUCUCGCAGAUGUUCCCCCAGCUAGGGAUUCGCGACAUCGCGUGGGAUUUGCAGCGCAAUGGUGGGAAUGUUGCCGCUACCACGGAGAGGAUCUUGAUCGGUCGGGGUUUGGAAGUGCCCCCUCCCUCCUUCCAACCCCAGAUCAACCUCCCCACCGGAACGACCGCUCCACCGCCCCCCACCAGCGCGACAGCCCCGAAGCCAAACGCCCAGGACUUGAUCUCCCGAUACAACCUUUCCUCAAAGGUCACCGGAGAGAGCGCCGAGACCGCCUCGACGGAGUCCAAGAAUGCGUGGUCGCAGAACAAGGACGAGCGCCAACGUCUGCUCCAGAAGCGCAGGGAUGACAUGAUCUUGGCUGCGCGGAAGAGGAUGAUGCAGAAGGUUGUGGAGACGGAUCAAUAAGCUUGUACGCUGUUAUGGUAGUACGUGCUUGGUUUGUCGG